ACGGAAUACUCCGCAUAUGACUAGGCGCUCCACCUUACUGGCCUCCAACCGGUUGGCCCCCAACACAUUUGUCAGACAUGGCAUUUGAAUCAUGCAUAAUAAGCCGCCCCAGAUUCGCAAGACGCGUCCCACAUCAGCUGGAGUUCGUUCCACUGCCCGAUCUAUUCCGCCGUCAGACUAAACGGAUUCGAGAUGGGCGCAGAGCAAAGUCGACAAUUGGGACAGUCACUCCUGGACUGGGGCAACGCCUCCAGGCAUGGAGCGCCGCCGGGGGAAGGGAUCCUCCCGGUUCUUGAAUCUAUGUGGCAACAGCUGGACUGCGAAUUCAAAGAGAGCUUGCUGAAGCGUCUACGGCUCAUAGUUGUGCCAGACAGGUUUGACGGUGCUGGGACCGUGAUGGUCAAUAGCAUAGUCAAAGAAGGCCAUCAUCUUUGGACCGUGCGGCCUGAGGCGUUUUUUGGCGAUGAACUCUCCAAGCCCUCUCUGCAAGAAGCUGCACAGUGUUUGGACAAUCAAAAAGGCCAAGCUGAAUACCAGCAACGUUUCCUCCACAUGGCAAUGGCUUAUGUGAGAGGGACGCAUGGCUAUAAGAUAGCCGAGUCCGACAAACACCGUGUCUAUGAAGGAAAGCGGAACGCGGUGCUUGCCUCUAAAUUCACGCUUGGUGCGCCUUUGGUCAUCAAUAUCGCACGUUCGACCCUACGAAAGUUGCCUGUUGAAGAAAACAACGGAACCCAUCAGAAAGUGAUGUGUCAGCUGAAGGGCCAAAACGCUCUGCAUGUUGCUCUGCCGUAUCAUGACACGGGCUUGGCUCUCUGGAACUAUCUAGUGAACCACAGGCUUGUUCGCGAAGCUGUCAAUAUUGACAAAGAACGGCAAAUGAUGGAGAGGGGGGAUUUGUGGGCAAAAUUGUCUUCGCAAUGCCCUCCACCAUCUCAACUCGCUAUGUCUCUUCAGACUCUCGACCAGGUUGCACCAUCCGCAUUAUCUGAUGACUACACCUCUUUUGCCACGCCACAAUCAACCAGGCCCUACUCUUCCCCGGCACAGCUUUCCCUUCCAAUGGCAAGCCCGUCGCCUGCUGCAAGCCUUUCCCUAAUACAAGGGAGCUCAGCCACGGUCCCUCAACAUUUGGGCCUGCACGUCUCGCUAGACAGCCGUGCUCUCGAGUCGAAUGCUAGUUUUGGUCUUCUACAAAGAUUGCGCUUUGUCUCGGGAUUAAUAUGAACACCCCCGGCUGCCAGACGAUGUGUUCUUUAUUGUUGUCGCUGUGUGCCUGGUAGACUAUCAGUGGGGAUAGAUGAUGAACCUCCUUGUGGCUCAUCGGGCCAACAGGAUCUGUACUGGACGGGGCGGGUUUCAAAGGUAGUGGGAUGUACACAUUGACUGC
This is a messenger RNA of Colletotrichum godetiae, 1390 nucleotides long. RefSeq lists its product as uncharacterized. Bases 193 to 1227 code for a protein of 344 amino acids. NCBI's taxonomy places the organism in Eukaryota, Fungi, Ascomycota, Sordariomycetes, Glomerellales, Glomerellaceae. The record is from RefSeq and is a predicted model, not a curated record. The transcript has 4 exons.